ACAUGUGGGUCAUGGACUCUGGUGCUGCAUGGACAAUGACACCACGCAAGGACUUGCUGGAUGCUGUGCGAGCGCCUCCAAUCUCUGAAGUGCGCUCAGCAUCCGGACAUGCAGUGAAGGUCGCUGGAGUUGGUCGAGCUGCAUUCAGAGCACCUGAUGGUGGACUGGUUGUGCUGAAGGAUGUGUUACUCGUACCGGGGCUGAAGGCCAACCUGAUAUCGCUGCGCAAGCUAGGCCAGGCCGGAGUCAGCACCACCACCAAUGGAUCCAAAACAUUCAAGGGGCUGCGAGGAGAUCGUGUGUUAUGGGAUUUACACGAAAGCAGAGAUGUCUUCAGAUCCAUGUGGCAGAUCCCUGCACUGAUAUGGGAAUCAACAAAGAAGGAGUUGGGAGAAGUAAAGGCGGGUUCUGGAGUCCAGGGGAGUGUAAUGCAGUUAGUGCUGCAGGAGUGACGGUUUCUGCAAGGUCGGGGGAGACUGAUUGGGAAACCGCACACAGGCGUCUAGGGCAUGUGGCUAUGCCAUUGCUGCAGCAACUGCAUAAGGAAGAAGCAGUAAAGGGGCUCAAGCUUUCUGGGCAACCAAAUGCUACCAAGUGCGAGACGUGUCUGCUGAGCAAGUUCACACGGUUCCCCUUUCACGGCGUAGCUGGGAAAAGCAAGGCAGCACUGGAACUGGUGCACAUGGACCUCGUAGGACCUUUUCCAGUCCGAGGAAGUAAGGGGGAAAGGUACUUCCUGACAAUAGUUGAUGACUGGAGUCGGCUGAUAGAGCAAGGGGUGGCUACUCUGGGAGCCCUCAAAGAAUGUGCUGUUUGAUAGUCGGGAUGUCAAAUUUGUGGAGAACAUCAUGUAUGGCAAGUGGGAGAAGCAGCCGGAGGCAAGGGUCACCCAGCAGCUGGAAGAGAUCACUAUGCACUUCGAUCUGUCCGAACCUGAGGACAGCGAAGUCACUGCGCCAACGGCAAGCGGUACUGAUGAAGGAAGCAAUGAGGAUAUUGCAGCUGAUGCUGAAGUCAAGGAUCCGGAGCAGCAGCAGCAAGAGGCUUCCAAAACACCAAGUCUGUCAAAGCGAAGGAAAC
Molecule: messenger RNA, 1080 nt
Organism: Closterium sp. NIES-67
Lineage: Eukaryota; Viridiplantae; Streptophyta; Zygnematophyceae; Desmidiales; Closteriaceae
Source: the annotation of a GenBank genome assembly